Dermacentor silvarum is the source of this 4761-nucleotide messenger RNA. RefSeq lists its product as uncharacterized. Bases 246 to 1478 code for a protein of 410 amino acids. Gene Ontology annotation, cellular component: cytoplasmic side of plasma membrane; plasma membrane signaling receptor complex. Gene Ontology annotation, biological process: positive regulation of JNK cascade; protein K63-linked ubiquitination; regulation of canonical NF-kappaB signal transduction. The transcript has a single exon. Lineage: Eukaryota; Metazoa; Arthropoda; Arachnida; Ixodida; Ixodidae. The record is from RefSeq and is a predicted model, not a curated record. Gene Ontology annotation, molecular function: ubiquitin protein ligase binding; tumor necrosis factor receptor binding.
CCAGUUUUUUUCUAGAACACGUCGAAAGCUGCCGUCUCGUCCCGUCGCGUAAGCAUCUGUGUCACUCUAGACAGUGUUUACAUCGUGUCAUUCGUGUCAUCGACCUGAACCGGCGUCAAUCGGCACUCGCUCUCGUGAAGGGAGCCCAUCCACGCCCAUUCCUGCGCAUCUAGGCCAACCGUUCGUUUCGUUCGCCGCUGUCAACACUACCAAUUUGGAUCGAAACUCGGGCUUCGUGAGUCAUAAUGGCUACGGGUCAGCGCCCAGCGCGCUACACUUUAAGUGGCUUUUCGUGCGAGUACGACUGGAGGCCAACUGAGUUCGAAGAGUCCGUCGACGUCGACAAAAUCUGCGCGUCGUGUCUGGUGUUGCCGAGGGGAACGGCGCAGUUGGGCUGCUCGCAUGUGCUUUGCGAGCAGUGCUACAUGGCGUCGCUCGAAAGCGGCCAGCGCUGCCCGAUCGACGACGCAGCCUAUGCCGAAGGUGAGGUCAAGUGGCUCUCCACACAGCCGCAGGAACUGGAAAGCAUGCGGGUCAAGUGCUGGAACGCAAAGCACGGCUGUCCUUUCGUGGUGACGCUAAGUGAUCUCCCGGCUCACUACUACCACAAGUGUCGAUUCCACACCGUCUCCUGCGAUCGCUGUCUCUCCGAAGUACCGAGGUCCAGCAUGCGCGAUCACCGAAAUGUUUGCGCUAACCGUGACGACGGCCUGCAAUCUCAAGAAGGCGGCGGAGUGACGGCGGCUGAGGCGUCUGGCGUCUUGAAGCCGGCCGGCGACUCCGAAAAGCUUCCCGGACUCUCUCUCACCGAGGUCGCCGACUUCCAGUAUAGCCUCGAGACCAAACUGAACUCGCUCGUCGAGCAUAUUCACGGCAGGGAAGCCACCGGCGUCUCCAAGUCUGAGUUAAUUACCGCAGCAGUCAGCCUCCUGCGUUCCGUCGGUCUGCUAUCCCUCUCGGCAACGUGGAGACCACAGGGGCUAGCCGUCGUGGUCAGCAGGGUUCGCUACUUCGCCAGACAGGUUCCGGAGUACGCGGAGGAGGUGUACAGCGCGCUGUCGAACGUCUGCGGCUACUCCUUGAGGCUCGGGGUCCGCUGCGAGCGCAAGCUGGUGUCUCCGACAACAUCCUCCAGCGACAAAGACAAGGAGGACCUCGUGCUGAGGUUCAAGGUCCAGCUCUGUCCAGCUGCCAACAACUCGGCGCUGCAAUGGCCCUUUCGCAAGUCUCUGACGCUCUCGGUUAUUCAUCCGCAAGAUUCGACCAAGGAGGUCCGCUUCUUCCUCAACACAUCCAUGAUGGCAAGCGAGCCUUCUUUCCAGAUGCCUGGUCGCACGGAGAACCCUCCUUUUACUGUUGGUGGUCCACUUCAUGUUAGUGCACUAGCGGGAUGCCAGUACUGGAGCUACGGUACCCUGCAACUGCGGCUAAGUAUGUCUCUUUCAUCUGGUGGCCAACAUGAAGAAAGCAAUGACUGAGACAGGUUCCAGCUGCAAUGUGCUUGGUUGACCAAGUAUGAGAGACCUGCUCUUUCGUUUGUAUUUCUCUUAAACACUGGAUCUCACAUUUAGCAGUGUAAAACAGAGCAAGUGAUGACAGUGAAAGAUAAUGACAUGACUGCACAGAUGCAUGUCUUGCAAAAUGUGUUUAUUUCCCGUGACUUCUUUUUUUUUUUUUUUUUUGCUGUAAUGAAUCAACUCGCCCUGGUACAAGUCUUGCUAGUCCUGAGUCUACCAACAUGGGUCAUCGCUAUGAAGUUCUGUUCUUAUGAUAUCCGGAUCCAUGAAUGUGAUGUCACUUUGGAAACUUCUUUGUUGUUACAAGUUGCUACAGUCUUUCUUUAACCCAAAGGCUGUCAGGCUGCCCCAAGCAAAGCCCUUUCUACAGCACAAUUUGAUUAAAUUGAUCUUCUGUUAUGGUCACUGUUACCACAAUGAGCGGUGACCAGCAUUAACUCCUUAUAAAGUCACCAUUCACUACAUUGAACAACUGUGAUGAGCAUAAAAAUGAAGUUACAGAGUUUGAUUGCCAUUCAAGGAAAAAUAGUUCCUUUAUUGUAGCUGUCUGUGCUUUCAUAAGUAAAUUGUUUGGAUAAUUUAUUUAAAUGAAAACGAUGAAGAUCCUGUCUUACCAUUUGUGCAUCUUGAAUGCCAAACUACCACAGCUAGCAAAGUUCACUUCCUAACUAGUAUAACUUGCCCACCUGAGAAAGGCUACACUGUAAAAAGACGUUUGUGGAUGUAAUCCUGUAGGAACAACAAUGUUUCUAUUGAUUUUCUACUUGCUACCAACAGUCGAGAAUGCCGACAUGCAAUGGCAAUUCAGUGGUAGUUUCUUUUAAUCCAGCAUGUGGCAUUUCCACCAUGAUUUAAACCAAUAACAGACACUCCAUUGCACGGAGAAUGCUGUUUUUUGCACCAAGGCUAUGUAAGUGCAACUGAAAUUACAAAGCAAAAGCUAGUUCAUCCCAUCUAGCUCACAACUGACACUUCACAAACCAUCGAUAUUAACAAACAUUCCAUUCUAAUGAGAAAUCAGUUUUGUGGAGUGCGGCUGUGUCACUUUAAAAAGCAACGAAAAUUAUGCCGGUCCAGCAUGCACGAGUUAUGACUUAGGCCAUAAGUGAACAAUUUGUUACAUGGAGGCUAUUUCAUAGAGCAGUAUGAUGAAUGCUGAACUGAAAUUGUAGAGUGGAGGCAAUGAGAGUGCUUUCAUACCAUGCAGGGACAUUUUACUGAGAUAUUUCAAGAAGUUUCCAAGACUGUUGAAGUAAAAUCACGAAACUAAAGAAAAGAGCUCAAAGCAGCAUGAAAAGUUUUUUUUACUUGACGUGUAAGUGGUAUGUUGUUGUUCAAAGGAUUCUUUCUUUUUGCGCAGCAGAACCAUCUCAAUACUUUUCUUUCAGUCUAACGGCAACAUUGCUGUGGCUCGGGCCAUAAAUGGACAUUCCAUGGAGUUGAGAAUGCCAUUCUUCACAGCAACACUGCGAUAGCUGAAUCCAAAUUACUGAGUUGUAGCAAAAAGUCGUUUUAAGACCAGUCUAUGACAUUCCUUGUCUUUUUUAAAUGGGCAUUCUUUUGAGAGGAGAAUGUCUUUUGGAGCUGUACCAUGACGGUUCAUAUAAAAUCACAUAAUGAAAGAGGUGAGCUUUUUCAGACGAGCUUGCUACAUUUUCCUUGUCUUGGACCACUGACACAUAUUUCAGCAUGGUGGAAUGCUGGGCAAAUGGUAUUCAUUUAUAGUGGAAGUGCAAAAGGAAACACUGCCAGAAAGAUAAAAAAAAGAUGUAGCCAUAGAUUAUGCACAUUUCCUUCUGCAUUCUAACUAUAUGCAGUUAUCUUGCUGGAUACAGAAUGAUUUGGGAUCAGUAAGUUUAAGCACAAGGGCUCCAUAAGUUUAAGUAAAGCACUAGCAUUCAUUUACAUGUAUAGGGUUAUAUUUGAGGAUGUGACAAAGAAUUUAGGCAGUUGUCUCAAUGUUUGUACAGUGUGUCGGUUGCAAGUGUGGCUGCUUCAGUCAUGACUUCCUCAGAGCUAACUCGUAUCCUAGCACCAAACAAAAAAUUAAAGGUUUCUACAAUGAUAACUGUUUAGGUUGAUUUAAUGUAAUUUUUUAGUGUCCCAAGUCAGAAAUUAACUAUAUUUGACAAAAUGGUUUGUGAACACUAAUUUUUAAGGAGAACAAUAUACCAUCUUGCUAUGGUUAGCAUCUUACCUCUUCAGUGAUUAAGGCACAUCUCCAGUGAAGUGUCUCUGAGAAGUAUAAAAGAAUGAAUGACUUAAGUUAUGAAGAAUUACAUUUAGGCACAGUACUAACUACGGAGUUAGAUACAGAAUUGACAGUUAUAAAACUUGUAGCAUGUAUCAUAGCCUACAUUGUUCGAAUAAACCUCAUAAUAGAGGAUAAUGUCAACAAGAACUGUGUUAAAUGUAGUAGGUUUAGUCCCAAUUAAAUCUUUUGAAAUAGGAUGGGCCCUCGUCCUUUGAUUUUAUAUGGCUACAGGUAGCUUAGUUCUGCACGAGCUAUAAGUACAUUCUGCAGAUUUUUUUUCUUUUCUGAUGCAUGGCAUUACACCGUCACUGUCCUCUUCUUAAAAGGUUUCCAUCUUUUUUGCUAUGACCAUGUUUAACAUUCCCGUAUUAUGGGCUUUCUGUGGGCCAUUUUCAUACCAUAAGCGAAGUGUUAAACAGUUCCUGAACAUGGAAAAUCUCAGCCUUGAGUCAACAUUUCAAGAAGGAGCCAUGUUUUAGUUGUUGCUCCCCUUAUUCAGCUACUUUUAAUCACUUCACCAUUCUCCUGCGACUCCUUCGUUGUACACCAUAACUGAAGUAUUUAAGAUAGCGCAUUUUAAUUUCUGUUUUAUGAUUUCAUAUUGUCCUUGGUCUUAUCCGAGCAUAUCAUAAAAGAAGGUCUUGGCAAGCACAAUGCACAUGUGUAUAGCUUUCUUUCUUCGUAGUAGGUUAGUAGACUUCGCAUGCUUACACUAUGGAUCUAGAUAGCCUGCUGAUGAGACAGUGUGCCUCCAAUUUUGCCUUUAUUGAAGAGCCCCGUGAUAAUAGAUACUUAGUAAGUAUAUCAUGUCAACAUACCUGGCAUUUAUGUAGUUCCUAAUGUAGGUGUAUACCACACAGCAAGGUAUCGCACAUGCUUCUAGGAUUGACUUCCUUAAUGCAUAUUAUAUGUGUAAGUCCCAUAUCUUGGUUUGUUGCAGCCUACCAGUCACUUCUAUUGAAGUAAGUAAACGACUAUAAUUUCUUUAAA